Molecule: messenger RNA, 270 nt
Organism: Mesorhabditis belari
Lineage: Eukaryota; Metazoa; Nematoda; Chromadorea; Rhabditida; Rhabditidae
Source: the annotation of a GenBank genome assembly
AUGAUGGGCUUUUGGUCUAACCUUUUCAACAAUGCGGAGAAAGGCUUCUCUUUCUACCAAACCUACAAGACUUUUAAGAGGGAGCUUGAAGAUCUUUGGACAGAUAUCAAGAGUGGCGACGGAAACGCUCGUUGUAGAGCUGAAAUUGGUUGGCCUAGCUGUUGGUGCUUUGAAAACGCGAUCCUUGGAGUUGUUUCCACCGUUCUCAUUUUUCUUUUCUAUUUUGCACUAGAAUUUAUCGUGAAGCCACUUCGAAUCCCUUCUCGUUUU